Molecule: messenger RNA, 4204 nt
Organism: Pomacea canaliculata
Lineage: Eukaryota; Metazoa; Mollusca; Gastropoda; Architaenioglossa; Ampullariidae
Product: palmitoleoyl-protein carboxylesterase notum1a-like
Molecular function (GO): hydrolase activity
Source: RefSeq, a predicted model, not a curated record
CAGACUAUGUUGAGGACAUGCAGCAGGCGACUCAAGUCUACAGGAAGCUGCAGGCACUGACUAGUGACAGCAAGCGAAACAGCAGCAGCAUGGACAGCAAGUAUCAGCAUCAGCACCAUGGCGUCAAACGAGCGCUGCACGUGCUACGCGUGAUGUACAUGCUGACGCUUUGCAUUCUGACGCCCAGGCCGUCGACGGCACAGCGGGGACGGGGUGACGCCAGUGACGUCACGCUUGGCACGCAGAGACUGGGUCGGAUGGACAGCAAAGCGCAAGUGCUGCUGCAGGAGAUGACCUCCCCGACCCGCGCCUGCGGCGAGACGGACAUGGCGCUGAUGCGACGUAAGCGACUGCGGCAUCCCAGCAUCACCUGCAACGACGGCAGCAGCGCCGGGUACUACAUACGCAAAUCGCGCGGGAGCUCCAAGUGGAUUGUCUUCCUGGAAGGAGGCUGGUUUUGCUUUGACAGAGCCAGCUGCAUAGAGCGCCGACUUAUGAUGCCCGACUAUAUGAGCUCUCUCAAGUGGCCCCGCCACAGAAAAGGUACAGGAAUUCUUUCUUGGGAUCCACAGGAGAAUCCACAUUACUUUCAUUCAAAUAUGGUGUUAAUUCCUUACUGUUCAAGUGAUUCCUGGAGUGGAACAAAGAAUCGAACAAAAGGUGAGGAGUUUGCUUUUAUGGGGUCCAUUAUUGAGGAGGUGAUUCAGAAACUAAUGAAGAAGGGACUUCGCAAAGCCAGGAAGCUGCUUGUGGCUGGAAGCAGUGCUGGUGGAACUGGUGUCCUUGUCAACAUAGACCACAUAGCAGAGAUUGUGCGAAGUCGAGCCCCGCAGGUGGAGGUACGAGGUCUAGUAGAUGCUGGGUGGUUUUUAGACAAAGACCCAGCUCAAGGCCACGUUUGUCUUAGUGCCCACAGCUGUCCUGCCCUCGUCAGCAUUCAGCGAGGUAUCAAAAUGUGGGAGCCACGUCUACCGAAAGAUUGCCAAGCCAAGUACCCGACAGAAAUAUGGCGCUGCUACUUUGGACAUAGAUUCUAUCAUAUGUUAAAGACUCCUGUGUACAUCAUACAGAAUCUUUAUGAUGCUGCUCAGAUUAAAGUGGACAACAUUUUAGAUGAGAAUAAUGGAGGAGACUUCAACGCGAAAUGGCAGUAUCUCCUGAAGUUGGGGGAAGAAGUCAAGGCCACACUUGAAAAUGCUAGUGCUGUGUUUGCACCUGCCUGCAUAUCCCACGAUGUCCUGUUAAACAGUAAGUGGCACAAGCUGUCUAUCGAUGGAGUGACCCUAUCCCAGUCCAUUUACUGCUGGGAAGAAAAUGGUGCCUUCACAUUUUCCAACUGCCAACAUGCCAACAUUGCUGGUGUGCAAAAUAAUAGGUUACAAACAAGUGGGACAUCUCGUAAUGAUACACCACUGGCAGAUUCACCACCUGCAGGGGAGUCCAAAAAGAAAGGGAAAAAGAAAAACAGAAAGAAGAUGAAUAGAAAGAACUGGAGAAGAAACAAAAACCAAGGACAUUCAUCAGAUACUGAUAGAAGCCGACGAGAAGCAGAGAGAGGAUCCAGGUGUAAGAAGCACUUGCUGGAUCGCUGCCCUUGGCCCCAUUGCAACUGUUCGUGUCUGCGUUGCUGCUGGCCGGACACAAUGAAUGAAGUGAACCAAUACUUCAUGAAAAAUCUUGCAUCUGCCAUGGACAUAGAUCCUGUUAAGAUGCAGAACAUGCAUCUGUGUGGCUAUUAGCAUAAUCUGUGAAAGAAUUCAGAGGCGCAAUUUCUUCUAUUGAAGUCAAACAUUUAUAGUGUGAUCUUUGCGAGUCACUACUACCUUAUACCUCAGAGGAGUAUAUGGUGAACUGCAAACUUCCAGAGAGCUUCAUAUUGCAUGCAGCCUGUAACAGUGUACAGUAGAAUAGCACAACCAAUCAGCAAAAGUGCAAAGGGGGCUGCUGGCUUUUGGCAAACUGUCCGGCUAGAUAGGAGCUCUAAGGAUGUCUUUGGAAAGGCUUCAGACAUGAAUACUGAAGGAGUGAAUGACUUUUUCAUCAAUGUUUGCUGUUUACUUAGUAGUACUCUCAGCAUUUGACUUACAUUUUUGUGACUGGAGUUCGUCUACAUUGUUAGCAGGCUGUUAAAGUAUUUGCAAAACUUGACCAGAAACCAGACAAGUUUCUUUUUACUUCUGUGCAAUUUUUUGAACUCAGGGCACCAGCACAUCAAAUGUGGAAGAGCUCGGUGUGGUGUUCACUGCUGACUAGACUGUUGUUUCCACAAUAUCCCACAGUAAUAGCUUUAUUCUGUGUAGAGAGAUACACAGUCACCGUUCCCAGACUAGAAUAGACAAGAGAACAAUGCUGGCAGUGUCUUGAAACCUGUAGAUAUGACAGUACUAAAUGACAGUGCCAUACACUCUGGCAACAAAUUAAGAGGCUAGCCAACCUGUAUUUUCUGUACCCAUGUUUUGUGAGAAGCCAGUACCUUUUGAAACUUGCUAGAAUUUAUUGUCUGAAAGAGCUGAGACUUCAAAAAGAAAAAGUGAAGCUGUGUAUGUGGCAGAAAGUUUUUGGUACCAUCUAGUCAUACACAUGCACGUAUCUGUUAACAGACAAACUGCCUUUGCCUAUCCCAAGCUUAAAUUUUAGAUGUUUUUCAUAAAAUACUAAACUGAAGUAUGUGGCACUCUUUAAUAUUUCUUCCUUGUGCAAGAUGUACAAUCUCUGAUUUUUCCACUUGUUCACAGCCCAACAAUAAUAGGACUGUUCUCAGUUGUUGCAUGACCAGAGCAUUUCAUGACCUCAUAAAUGGACUGUAGUGUUAUGGUGUGAAUGUUACAGAUAUGAGGCUGAAAGAAAUAUUUUUGAAUUAUACAACAAGUUUACCUCAGUUUCUUCUCAUGUAAUAAUAUCAGUCUCAGCCAUCGUCUAACAUAUGCUGAAAAUAUUAAGUGAAUAUUUUAAAUUGUUUUUACUUUGCCUUUAUGGCAGGCACAGAAAGUCAGUUCCAACCAUCUCCACAGAAAGAAACAUGUUAGACAAGUUUCUACAUCCCAAUGACUGAUUUGUUACUUGGUGAACUCUUUUCACUGCUGCAGUGCCCAUAAUUCCUUUUUUAGAGGACUGAUGAUAAAAUUUAAUUCACAUGCAGGUGGAAGUAAUGUUUGUAGCUAUCUUUGGUGUACCUGAUAGAUUACAUGACACACUGACACAGAUUACAUCUGGCAUAGAAGACAUCGUCCCACCCAACAUUUCAGAUGAAUAACAAGACUUCUUUAUGAUCCUGCUAAAGCCACUACCACAUUACACCAUGCAAGACCCAUUUGACACACAUCACAUGAGACUGACACACUUGACACAUUAUGCAAGACUGACAUACCUGGCACACAUCCUGCAAGACUGACAUACCGAGCACACCUACAUAAGAUGCAUUAACCCUGAGCUUGUGGUAUUCAGUGCAACGAGAUGGUUAAAUGUGACCACUGACCUGGACAUAGGUUGUGAUUUUCAGAAUAUGUAGAUGUUGUAUCUGUACAUAGAUUUUCAUAGAGGUUGUGAUUUGUUUAGUGUUGGCUCUGUGUGUGUGUGUGUGAGAACGAGUGAAAGAGGCUGUAAGAGAUCAACACUGGUACUUUGUGAGAGACUGACACUUCUUAUUGUUUUGGUGAAUACACUUUUCACUGUUACCUAUCUAAUUUUAGUAACAAGCCCCUAUUAAAAAAAGAAAUCAUCCAUAACAGCAAGCAAAUGAACAAGCUAAAGAAGCUGUGUUGUAUCUUGCCCUCCUUCCACAUAAUGGCCAGAUCACAUACCUUUUAACAUGUUCAAAUAGUAAAUUUUGGGCAAAGUAUCUGUUCUUCGAAUGUUAAGCAUCUUUUAUGUUCAUAGGCUAAUAGUAUACGCUUUGUGAUUUGGUCAUUUGAUAAAUUGUGAAAACAUGAACUUUAGUGAACACUCAUACUGUGGACAAUUUUCAAGGUAGACUUUGUAGCUUGUGUGAGGUCCAUAAUUUUUAGCGCCAUACGAAUUUGUAAAACUCCUUAUAUGUUUCGCAAAAAUUUCAAUGUCAAAAGUAGUACAAGAACAAUAUUUUAUCAGUUUCAUUCCCUGUUAGACAAACCACAGGAAGUCACUGAUUGCUUAGGUUUUGUUGUUUGUAAUAUAUUUUGAAAGAACAUGACUUUGAAGUAAAAGAAGCAUAGCUUUAUUCAAAAUC